UAGCGAAAAGUUACGCUUUUAAUCAGAUCAGAUAUCUGUAAAUACUUUCAAAUGAUCCACAUUUUUUGCAUUUUCUCCGUAAAUUUUUCUUUACAAGAAGGUAGUCUUUAAAUCGUGAAAUUUCAAAUUGUGUAAAUAAUGAUCACAGAUCGAGAAUUUACAAAUUUAUAAAAUUCAAGGUCAAAUAAAACCUCAAGAUGCCCAAGAAGAUGAGCGGUGAGAACUCCAAGGCGACGGCGGCUCGUGAGCGUAAAAAUGAAAAGUUGACGGCGGAUAAAAAUGCUAAAGAGAAAGCUAAGGAGGACGCCUACUGGGAGGACGAUGAUAAAAGUUUGGCUAAAAAACAAUCCCGGAAAGAAGAUCAGGAAAAGAAACGUCUUGAAGCUCUGGCUAAGAAGAAGGAACGUGAUGAGCUGGCUGCACAAGAAGAAAAGGAAACCCUGUCUAAGAUCGUAAAAGUAAACCCUGUUAAACAAACUCAAGCCAGGAUACGAGAAGAGACGGAGAGAAGAGAGAUUGCCGCGAAGAAAGCUUCAACGAAACCAGAAUUAGAAACUCAUCUUUCUAAACCUAUUGAAGUCAACGUUAACAGAGUUAAUGUUGAUGGUUCGGAGGCUAGAACCAUUGAUGAGGCCAUAUCCGUUCUCUCCGUUUCCUCUGAACCUGUGGUAGACAAGCACCCUGAGAAGAGAAUGAAGGCGGCCUACGAAGAGUUUGAAAAUAUUCGUCUCCCCCAGCUUAAAUCUGAAAACCCUAAUAUGCGUCUAAGUCAACUAAAACAGAUGUUGAGAAAAGAAUGGCAAAAACAUCCAAAUAACCCACUUAUUGCAUCUAUGAGAAGUUAGACUGUUUUCUUAUUUAUCUAAUGAAAAAAAAUCUAGGUUUAUGAAAUAUUUUCUGAAAUUAUUCUUGUAAACAAUUCCACUGACCUCGUUACCAGA
Eurytemora carolleeae is the source of this 941-nucleotide messenger RNA. Its product is annotated as coiled-coil domain-containing protein 124. The transcript is spliced from 3 exons. The coding region runs from base 198 to 845 and encodes 215 amino acids. Gene Ontology annotation, molecular function: transcription coactivator activity. Gene Ontology annotation, cellular component: nucleus. The record is from RefSeq and is a predicted model, not a curated record. NCBI's taxonomy places the organism in Eukaryota, Metazoa, Arthropoda, Copepoda, Calanoida, Temoridae. Gene Ontology annotation, biological process: transcription by RNA polymerase II.